Nanorana parkeri is the source of this 1081-nucleotide messenger RNA. RefSeq names its product ceroid-lipofuscinosis, neuronal 5 (gene CLN5). Bases 36 to 1016 code for a protein of 326 amino acids. The record is from RefSeq and is a predicted model, not a curated record. Lineage: Eukaryota; Metazoa; Chordata; Amphibia; Anura; Dicroglossidae. Gene Ontology annotation, molecular function: hydrolase activity, acting on glycosyl bonds. Gene Ontology annotation, biological process: lysosome organization. Gene Ontology annotation, cellular component: lysosome; lysosomal membrane. The transcript is spliced from 4 exons.
GGUCCUCGGGGUGUAUGUGACAGGGAGCGAGAACUAUGACACGGGGGACACUUGCCUUGGUCCUGAUUGGGGUGUCAGUGUGCGCUGUGGCUGGGUUGCGGUUGUGGCCAGUGCCAUACAGACGAUUUGACUACCGUCCUAAGUCGGAUCCCUACUGUCGAGCCCAAUAUACAUUUUGCCCUACUGGAUAUGCAGAUGGCUCUAUUCCCUUGAUGAAGGAUGAAGACACUAUUGAGGUUUUCCGACUACAAGCACCAGUUUGGGAAUUCAAGUAUGGAGAUCUGCUCGGUCAUUUUAAAAUUAUGCAUGAUGCGGUUGGAUUCAAGAGCUCCUUGACGGGGAAAAAUUACACUGCAGAAUGGUAUGAGCUUUUCCAACUUGGUAACUGUACAUUCCCUCACCUACGGCCUGACAUAGAGGAACCAUUCUGGUGUAACCAGGGAGCGGCCUGCUUCUUUGAAGGAAUAGAUGAUGAACACUGGAGGAGUUAUGGCACUUUAGUUCCAGUAACAACAAUCUCAGGCUCCAUGUUUAACCAGUUGGCAAAAUGGAUAAAAGAAGAUAACAACACUGGCAUUUACUAUGAGACAUGGACUGUGAAGGAAUCGGUGUUACCUAAUUCAACUUUGUGGUUUGAUUCCUACGAUUGCAGCAAAUUUGUGCUCCGAACCUACCAAAAGUUAUCAGAGCUCGGCGCCACCUUCAAGAAGAGCGUACAAACAAAUUAUACUCGCUUGUUCUUGUAUAGCGGAGAGCCCGUGUACCUGGGGAAUGCAAGCUCUAUUUUUGGCCCACAUGGGAACAAGCCACUAGCAACAGAAAUUCGCAAGUUUUACUUCCCUUACAGACCUCAUCAAUCAUUUAAAGAACUUCUUUUAAGCAUUCUUGACAUAUAUGGGGAAUCCGUUUUACAGAAGGCAUUUUAUUUGUUUUAUAAUUUUGAAUAUUGGUAUUUACCUAUGAAACCUCCUUACAUUACGAUUGCAUAUGAAGAAAUCCCUCUGCCAUACAGAUAGGUUCUGACUGGUCUGCCAUAUAAAUCAUUCCAUGUGUCUAUCAGUGACUGGCUCAAUUGCAUGAC